Molecule: messenger RNA, 852 nt
Organism: Seminavis robusta
Lineage: Eukaryota; Bacillariophyta; Bacillariophyceae; Naviculales; Naviculaceae
Source: the annotation of a GenBank genome assembly
AUGGACGACCCAGACAGCAACAAGGAUGAUAGCAGUUCUACAUUGCUCGCUUUGAGAAAUUCCAUUGUCGCUCACAAUGAGAAUUUCGAUGCCAGUGUCAAGGGCGAACAAUUGCGGUUGGAUUUGAUGUAUCGAUGGAUGCGAUGUCCCUGUAACAUUGGUGGACGACCCGACAUUAGUUUGAGUUGGUUUGAGAAGCUGUGUCGCCAUCACUCGGAAUCACAACGGCACUAUCACACAUUGAUGCAUCUGGAAGAAAUGCUCUUGUAUCUGGACAUGCUCUUUUUGCAAGAGCAAACUCCCACAAAGAAGAAGCGAAAAACCAGUGAAGAAGAGACACUGGUGUUGGCCACGUUUUUCCACGAUGCCAUUUACAAUGUCCAUUCUUCUACCAAUGAAGAAGACAGUGCCGCUUUGUUUCAAACAUUCCUCAAGGAACUCCAAUCGGGAGGUGUCACGACUAUCACCAAUGGACUGGAAGAUUCCGUGGUAGAAUUGAUUCUGGCCACCAAACAACAUCAAGUAUCCACCGAAAAUUCACCCUUGCUCAGUCUCUUUUUGGACCUCGACAUGGCCGUACUGGGAAAAGAACAAAAUGCCUAUUUGUGUUAUGCUGCCUUGAUUCGAAAGGAAUAUCAGCAUGUGCCGCAUGCAGUGUACUGCGAAAAACGAGCUGAAGUCCUCGAAACCUUUUUGAAACAACCACAAAUCUUUGGCACACAAGUCAUGCUAGAAGCCUUUGAACAACGAGCACGUGACAAUCUACAAGCUGAAAUUGAGUCUCUGAAACAGGGACAAAUUCCCACGGGAAGAAACAGCAGCAAUAAUGCUGCUACCAACGAGGAGAGAUGA